GGGGGGGGUCCUGGCUGAUGACGUGAUCGGAAAAUGAAUGCUAAAGCCCAAACUUAAGACAUUACUGCGUUUUCCUUUACAUUAGUAUUAACACAAACCUAAAAAUGCGUAGUACACAUUUUAAACCCCAAACCGGCUCAAACUACGCUUACACAAAGUUAAAAGCUUCAGGUCAGAUUAAAGCCGACGCAGCCACGUCUCAGAAGCCCCAAAAGAAUGCCCAGACGACGCACUACAUUGAGCUGGGAGGGUACCAGUACUGGCCGGUUCUGGUGCCCAGAGGGAUCAGGCUGUACACGUACGAGCAGAUCCCAGUGUUCUCGAGAGACAAUCCUUACAUAACGGACGGAUACAGAGCCUACCUGCCGUCCAGACUGUGCAUUAAAAGCCUUUUCAUCUUGUCCAACGAGACGGUGAACAUCUGGAGCCAUCUGUUGGGCUUCUUGCUCUUCUUCUGUCUCGGGGUUUACAACAUGGCUUCGGUUCUGCCGGCCGUCGGCGCCUCCAGAGAAGACUACGUCAUCUACUCCAUCGAGCUCUUCUGCCUUCAGCUGUGCAUGCUCUGCUCCGUGGGUUACCACCUGUUCUGCUGCCAUCGAUCAGAGAAAACCAGCCGCCGCUGGAUGGCACUAGACUACGCCGGCGUCUCCAUCGGCAUCCUGGGCUGCUACGUCCCCGGAGUCUUCUACACCUUCUACUGUAACAACUACUGGCGGCAGGUGUACCUGGUGACGGUCCUGGCCAUGAUCCUGGCCGUGUUCUUCGCUCAGAUCCACCCUCUCUACCUCAGCAAGCAGUGGAAGCAGCUGCGCUCGCUCAUCUUCUGCUGCGUGGCCGGGUACGGCCUCGUCCCCACCGUCCACUGGAUCUGCGCCGCGGGGGGGUUCUCCUCCGAGCUCGUCCAGGCUUUUGUCCCUCGAAUCCUGGGGAUGUAUUUCAUCGCAGUGUUGGCCAUUAUUUUUUACGUCUCCAAAGUUCCUGAACGCUACUUUCCAGGUCAGCUGAACUACCUGGGCUCCAGCCACCAGGUGUGGCACGUUCUGCUGGUUCUGAUGUUCUACUGGUGGCACCAGUCGUCGUGCUUCAUCAUGGCGUACCGACACACUCAGCCGUGUCCCGACGCUCCCCAACAUUCAUAGUCUAGAAGAACCGGGCCCCGACUGUGAGCAGCUCGUUUCUCAUAUCAGCUGAACUUUUGUAAAUAUUUAAUAAUUAGUACCCGAUAUCAGAAAGAGGCUAAAGUUUCCAUCCAGGCUAGGCUAAUGGCUAGCCAAACGAGAGCCAUUUUUCACUCUUACGAAACUCCUCUUGAGUUGUAGAAGUUUAUUAUUAUUUAUUGUGACGUUUGUUCACAUCUGGAUGUCGUCAAAGCUUCUAUUGGAAAAGUCUGAACACAUUAUGAACAUUCUCCGACAGAAUUAUUCAGAUUUUUUUUACCUCUCUGAGGCAGACUGGACUGUAUCAGACUUCUUUCUUCUCCCAGCAGAUCAGCACAAACAGAGACACUGGAA
This is a messenger RNA of Nematolebias whitei (Rio pearlfish), 1511 nucleotides long. It is a transcript of the gene paqr3a, whose product is annotated as progestin and adipoQ receptor family member IIIa. Gene Ontology annotation, cellular component: membrane. Gene Ontology annotation, molecular function: signaling receptor activity. The transcript has 7 exons. NCBI's taxonomy places the organism in Eukaryota, Metazoa, Chordata, Actinopteri, Cyprinodontiformes, Rivulidae. The record is from RefSeq and is a predicted model, not a curated record. The coding region runs from base 105 to 1139 and encodes 344 amino acids.